This is a messenger RNA of Solea senegalensis (Senegalese sole), 3879 nucleotides long. RefSeq names its product calmodulin-lysine N-methyltransferase (gene camkmt). Lineage: Eukaryota; Metazoa; Chordata; Actinopteri; Pleuronectiformes; Soleidae. The coding region runs from base 186 to 1208 and encodes 340 amino acids. Gene Ontology annotation, molecular function: calmodulin-lysine N-methyltransferase activity. The transcript has 11 exons. The record is from RefSeq and is a predicted model, not a curated record. Gene Ontology annotation, cellular component: cytoplasm.
ACGGAAGUAGCACACGUCCAUUGUGAGGGUAACAGGUGAUCACAGAUAAAACAUCUCUGCGAUCAUGUCUGCAUUGGUGUAGCCUUAUUUUUUUACUACUACAUUGCUACCGAUAACUGUGACACACCUCUGCAGCCACUACAUUUGUUUACACAUUCAUUUAAGCCCACAACUUUGAAGACACGAUGGAGAGGGACUCCACCGGUGCUGCGGAAAACACGCAGCCUGCUUCGCCUUUGAGGAAAAACCUUAAUGAAGACAGGUGCGCAGCUGAUUCCCACACCUGCCGUGAUGGGACCUGUGCUGCUGCCACUGAUGUCGCCAGAGCCAGGUGGAUUCUGUUAAGACAGGUGUUGCGUCAGAAGUCAGUGGACAGUCCGCAGGUCAAACAGGCAUCUGUUCGCAGAUUUGCAACGUUUGACCUUUUCAGCAGGAAAAGGCUUUUCAAACAAGACCCCAGUGAUACCUCAGAUGGCCAGUGGGUGGAGUACAGAAGUGUCUUCUUUCCAGAGUACAGUGCCUCACUCAGGGAUAACAUGGGUCCACUGAAAGUGAAUGAAGUGCUCAACAGUUUCGACAACACUGGUAACGUCUGUGUGUGGCCGUCUGAAGAGGUGAUGGCUCAUUACUGUCUGCAGAAACGUCACAUGUUCAGGGGUGCAGUGUGUGAGUUAGGAGGAGGUAUGACUUGCCUUGCGGGACUAAUGGUUGCCAUUUGUGCUGACGUGAAGGAAGUUCUACUAUCAGAUGGGAAUGAGAAGUCCAUUCAGAAUGUACGAGGGCUCAUGGAGAAAAAUGGGCAAGCUGGAAAGUUUGGGUCAAGAAAUGUAUCUGCCAGGGUGGUGAGGUGGGACAUAGAGUCAGACAUUUCAGCACUAGAGGGUCACUUUGACAUCAUCAUGUGUGCAGACUGUUUGUUUCUCGACCAGUACAGAGCCAGCCUGGUUGAUGCAAUGAGGAGAUUACUGCAACCCAAGGGCAUGGCAUUGGUAUUUGCUCCACGUCGAGGUGAAACUCUGAAGCUGUUUUGUGAACUGGCUCAGCGAGCCGGACUCUACGUCUCUCAACACCAGCAGUAUGAUGCUCAGGUCUGGGAAGUUCACCAAACGAUGCAGAGAGAGGGAAAAGAAGCUUACGAUGAGGACAUCCACUAUCCUCUCCUCAUCACCCUGACCAAAGGACCACAACCUGUCAGCCACUCUCAGUAAAACAAAAGAAGUGAGCCCUCAACUUGACACACUACCAUGCUACAUGCCUUUGUACGUUUGAAAAGGAAUGAUGCAACACAAGUCAUUUCAACAAUCUAAUCAAAUUGCACUAAAAGAGCAGUAUUCAAAGAGGGUUGCGUUUACGUUGGUGAGGUGGCAGAACUCAAGUUGUGCUCAAGUUUGACGCAUUUUUAUAUUUACAUUGACCACAGUGUGUUUGUUUUGUAGUUUGAAGUGCUGUUGGGAACAAACUCAUUUCCAAAAGCAGUGGGGAUACAUUUACUGCAAAAAAAGAGUGUAAACUACCAAGUUUGUUUUGAUCGUCUGCCAUAUGAUGCUGAAACUCUUCUUAAAUACAGAUCACAUUUUAAUUCAAUUUCAUUUUACAGGGCUAUGUUGGUGUUGGAAUCUUUGUUUGAGCUGUAAAUCCAACACUUAUUCUGCCUCUAAUUUUACCCGCAUCACCACCAGCUCCACUAAUGUACAGAUUAUUAUUAAAACGUUUACUACUAAAGGCUGCAAGUCUAACUCCGCCUUCAGGUUGCGUAGUGUGUGACAGAGAACACACCCACAUCAGUUGUGGAGACUGCUACGACUUAGUUUUAUUGAAACUUGACCCCAGUACUGUGGAAUAGAUUAAACAAAUAACUGUAUCACUGCACACAGCCAAGUUUCCUUUCCUCUCACUCUGUUACUCAUUGUUCACACAUGACCAGGUCCAUGGAUGGGGCUGAGUCAUUGACUUAAAUGAAUAUAUUUAAAUCACUAAGUAAUGCACUGACAGAUGACAGGAAGAUGUAGAAGUAUUCUGUAUUAGAUUUAUGUUCUGCUCAUAUCACCUGUUACAGUUGUCGUUUUUGCCAAAAUACACAAAUAGAAGCAUACAGUAACUGAAGUGCAGCUCCAGAGUAUAUGUUACCACAGUGAUAUUAAAUGCUCCAAACCAAGAAAAAACGGCUGUUAAAAUAUGUCAGCGUCAAACUGACAAAUGAUGUGCAACCAUAGUCAUUAAAAGUCCAGUCUCGACUCUGGUCUUUACCCCUUACAUUCAGCCGUUUUGUCUUUGUAGUAUUAAGGUGGCAGUUGGUCAGUGAAGGCUGAAGUUGUACCUAUUACUAGUAACAUGUUUACAUAUUUCACUGUGAUCGUUGCUGUACACUGGAGCCAAGAAGCUAUGCAGUAAUCUCCCAAUGGCUGCUGUUUACACUUCUCAUGUUGGGAUAUACAGUAAUCCACCUGCAGACAUUUCACACAAGUAUUUCCUUUGGUUGCAGUAAAUUAACAUUAUCAGUCGUCUCAAUGCUUAGUAGACUUGAACUACAUUUACAUUUAGCAGUCUAUUUCUUUUGUACCUUUAUCUGUGCGCUAUCAUACUUUAUGAACACCAUCCUAACUGUGACUCUGAGCAGCGACUCAAUCGUGACAUCGCCACCACUAAUUGUGAUGCGGCGCUGGCAUCGGUAACUGUCACUGUGUGCUGACAUCUGCAACAUCUGGCCAAAUCCUCACCUGGUGCAACCACAAGCUUGUUGUGAUGUUCCGUUUUCACACGCACUUCUAUAGUUGUGAUAAUAUUGCACCACUCCUUCACUGUGACAUUAGCAAAUAGACAAAAGGCCGCUGCCGGGUCAUGUUGAUGUAUUUGUUAUAUGGAAUUUAACAGUUGGUGUAGAAAACAGAGAAUCACAGAGGAGAGCUUUGUUGCAGCUGUGAACUGCUCUGAGCGAACAUCAAACAGAGAUGCUCCAGUCGCCAGGAUCAAAUGUUGCAAUUGUACAUUUCUGCAAACCAUAGAUAAGUGCAAGCUCACGUCUUUGAACCAACAAUUUAUUGUUGCUAUUUACAUGUACAAACCUGGAUAUCGUUGUAAAGAGUUGUGGCACUUUUGGUGUUUUAAAGAAAUGUGACUGAAAAACAAUUUUAUGCACCUAUUUCAACAUGAUUAUGAGUGAAAAACAACUCUGUCAUUAAUCUGUGGUUAAGUUUUUUGUUUGUUUGGUCUUUUUUUUGGCACAAAAAGCACUUAGUUUGGAUUUGGAUAAGAUAAUGGUUUUUCCCUCGUAGUGUCACAACAUCCUCUCCAUGAAAACACAGCAGAACAACAAAUCCUUUAACGAUUUGGGCUCACGCUGCAGCUUGGUGGACAUUUAGCCAAAACAACAAAUUCAAAUAUUUGACUCUGGAUUUUCCAAAUGUUGAUAUGCAAGGUGGGGAGGGGGUGUGUGUGGGACCACACUGCACAGUCACAUGUCUCUGCUUUUUCCUCCUGUAACACAGCUCAUUGAGAUCUUUGAUCAUAUGCUGGCCAUGUCCAUACAAAUCCUGCUCUAUUUGAAAGUGAAUCUCAUUUUCUUUCCACAGUAAAUCACAAAACCUCAACCUCCAACUGAACUUGUUCCAUUUUACUGUGCAGGGAUUCUGGGCAUGUUCAAGAGGGCUUAAGGGUUCUGUGCAUGGUCAAAUGCAGUAGCAUUAAUAAGCUUUUUUUAUGGAUUAUAGUUGCUACUGUGCUUAAGAGAAAUGUCAGUUCAUGUGUGGAUGUGGCCUCAUAUCAUGAGUUUCUCCACUUAGUGAAUCAAAUUCCCCCUGCUUCACAGUAAUCACUGGGUUGUACCUGGCAGUCUAUAUUUUUUGUGGAUGAAUAAGAAUAAAAACUUUUUUCUUAAAGAAA